CUUUCACUUUUCUUUUUUAAUAGACAACAUAUCUGAUUCAUUGACAAGACCACAAUCUGAUCCCAAAGAUGUGUUCCACGAACCCAGGCAACUGGGUCACAUUUGAUGAUGACCCCACUUUUCAGUCUUCUCAAAAGUCAAAGAAUUUCCCUCUGGAGAAUCAAGGCAUUUGUCGGCCAAAUGGACUUAAACUGAACCUUUCUGGCCCUAAGGAGUUUCCCAGUGGAUCUUCCUCUACCAGCAGCACCCCUCUGUCCUCUCCCACCAUAGACUUUUACUUCAGUCCAGGACCUCCAAGUAACUCUCCUCUUUCUACACCUACCAAAGACUUCCCAGGUUUUCCUGGCAUCCCCAAAGCAGGGACUCAUGUGCUUUAUCCUAUUCCAGAAUCAUCUUCAAACAGUCCACUUAUAACAGCAACAGGUUCUUCCUCAUUGGCUACCAAGCCAACCUGUUUCUCCCAAGCUUCCUUACCCAGUGACCACUCAUGUAUACAUCCAGCCUCCAAAGUGGGUCUUGCAGAUGAAAUGAGCCCUCACCAGGCUGAAGGGUUCCAAAGUGAUACUCCCCAAUUUCAGUAUUUUCGGGAGGACUGUGCCUUUUCAAGUCCAUUUUGGAAAGAUGAAGGCGGUGCUUCCCAGCUCACCUUCGACCCUCCAGGAAGCAGAAAGAUCUUCCCAUCAAGAGACAGAGAGGUGCCUAUGGAUCAAAAAGGCUUAAAUCAGUGUUCAUUCAACUACAUCUGUGAGAAGCUUGAAUAUCUCCAAUCAGCUGAGAACCAAGACUCAUUUGGAAAUUUGUCUAUGCAGUGUCUGUAUGCUGAAGACGCUGCCUCUUCCUUUGUCCCCCACAUGCUCUUCAGGAGUCAGCCGAAAGCCGGAUGGUCUUUCAUGAUGAGAAUUCCAGAGAAGAAGAACAUGAUGUCUUCCCGUCAGUGGGGGCCAAUUUUUCUAAAAGUCUUACCUGGAGGAAUUUUGCAAAUGUAUUAUGAGAAGGGGUUAGAAAAACCAUUUAAAGAGUUACAGCUCGAUCCAUACUGCAGGCUUUCGGAACCAAAAGAUGAGAACUUUAGUGUGGCUGGAAAAAUCCAUACUGUGAAGAUUGAACAUGUGUCUUACACAGAAAAAAGGAAAUACCAUUCUAAGAUAGAAGUAGUUCACGAACCAGACAUAGAACAAAUGCUGAAGUUGGGGUCCACAGAGUACCAUGACUUCCUCGACUUUCUGACCACUGUGGAGGAGGAGCUGAUAAAGCUGCCGGCUGUUUCAAAACCAAAGAAGAACUAUGAGGAACAAGAAAUUUCCCUGGAAAUUGUGGACAACUUUUGGGGUAAAAUCACUAAAGAAGAAGGAAAAUUGGUUGAAAGCACUGUGAUAACUCAAAUCUCUUGCCUCUGCUUUGUGAAUGGCAACACUGAAUGCUUUUUAACCUUGAAUGACCAUGAGCUACAGAAGCGAAAUGAACGCUAUUUUGAGAAAGAUCCAGAAAAGAAGGGGAUUGAUAUUCUUGACUGUCAUUUUCAUAAGUGUGUGAAAGCACAAGAAUUUGAGCAAUCAAGAAUCAUUAAGUUUGUACCUCUGGAUGCCUGCAGGUUUGAGCUGAUGCGUUUCAAAACUUCACACAGCGGGGAAGAUCUUCCCUUUUCCCUGAAGUCGGUAGUGGUUGUCCAGGGGGCAUAUGUGGAGCUUCAGGCCUUUGUCAACAUGGCCCAUCCCAUGUCGGUCCAGAGACCAUCCCAUGCCGGUUCCUUGAGGUCCUGUGACAACAUAAUGAUACACUUUCCUGUCCCGUCUCAGUGGAUCAAGGCCCUCUGGACCAUGAACCUCCAGAGGCAGAAGUCCCUGAAAGCCAAAAUGAACCGCCGGGCAUGUCUGGGGAGUUUACACGAACUUGAAUCUGAACCUGUCAUACAGGUCACGGUGGGGUCCGCAAAAUAUGAGAGUGCCUACCGGGCUGUGGUGUGGAAGAUAGACCGGCUUCCUGAUAAAAAUUCAAGUAAAUAUUCAACACGCUAA
Messenger RNA from Cervus elaphus (red deer), 2015 nucleotides. RefSeq names its product stonin-1-like. The transcript has a single exon. Gene Ontology annotation, biological process: regulation of endocytosis; synaptic vesicle endocytosis; clathrin-dependent endocytosis. Gene Ontology annotation, cellular component: synaptic vesicle; AP-2 adaptor complex. Gene Ontology annotation, molecular function: clathrin-cargo adaptor activity. Lineage: Eukaryota; Metazoa; Chordata; Mammalia; Artiodactyla; Cervidae. The record is from RefSeq and is a predicted model, not a curated record. The coding region runs from base 69 to 2015 and encodes 648 amino acids.